CGCAUGUAAAUAUGUGCAUCCAUAAACCACCGCAAAGUUCUCUCUGAGAUUAUUAUGUGAGUUAAUUAUUCACAACCUACAACAAUUUUGGUAUCAGAGAACUAUAGCGGAUACACCGGUGUCAUAAAAUGGCAGAGUGUUUCAAAGGGAUGAAAGCAUUGCUCAUCCCAAGUUAUAAGAAAACGUGGAUACCCUCCCAUAAUGAAAUUUUAGUUGGAAAAUACCAAUUACAAACUGAGAAAUAUCAGCGCUCCAAACAAGAAUUCACAAUUGACGCAUAUCCAAAAUCUGCCACAGUUAGAACCGAAGAAAUAAAUCCCACGCAACUGCCCUUGAAACCCCCACAAGCACAGGAUGUGCUUACUAUUCAAUGCAACUUUCUCUUUAUGGGACUUGCUUCAAGUGACAUUUCAUUAAUGAUAUCAACGCUUUUGGAUACAAAACUACCUCAAACUACUCACAACACAAAAAAUGAUUCGAACAUCAUCACCCGGACAUCGUUUGAUGAUGGAAACAUUAAUUUGAAUAUUUUCAACAUUCCAGAAUUCCUCAGAGGUAGUUACACCGAGGAAGAUGCAGAACUGGUGCUUGCUGUAAAAGCCAUUACAAAAAAAUAUCUGCCCAACAAACUUCCCAACGUUUGUUUCCUCGUGAGCCGAUUUGAUGACAAUCGGUUCCAAGGGGAGGGGUCCGACUUCUCCAAAAUGUUAAUUGCUCUCAGUCAUUGCAGAGACUCAUGGACAGAUGGCAAACUUUCGAAUGUGAUUCUUGUCCUCACGCACUCUUCCAACGUUCAGAUACUAGACAUUCCCAACAGGAUUUCGAAAUUCCAGGAAACGUUCCAUGCCGUAUUCCCACAAGAAAAUGAUACAAUCACAUGCGUGCUAGUGGAUAAUGCUAUGCAAGGAUUAUCCGACAGAGAAAAACUAAUCGAAGCUAUUACAAAUAUUGCUAAACGUAGAAAUGAUACCAUGCUUUAUCCAAAACUGGCAAAUCAAUUGCAACCUCUGAAUAUUGAAGAGUGCAAAACCAUAUCAACAAUUCAUCCGGUUUCUGAAUUGCUUCCCUCGACAAGACGAGAAGUCAAUGAAUUAUUGGAUCAAAUUCUUCAAAGUAAACCUGGAUCACAAAAAAUUUCAAAUUUGAUGGAUGACGAAUUUUCUACAAUUUUUGUUCCGUAUCAUAGUAGCAGUAGUACUAGUGUAGAUAAGUCCAUUUUAAUAAACCCGAACUCAUAUGUAAAUCAAUUUUUGGAUGAUAGGACGACAAAAUUGCUUCCAAAUGUAAAACUGUUAAUGGCCGACUUUAUUACAACUGUUCCCAUUUGCAAGUUACAAGUUGGAGACAAAUUGCUAAACCAAAAACUACUUCCCGUUAUUGUAAUUAGUGUGAGAAACCAGAGAGUAAAUAUAAAUUGUAGCAAUGUUGGGAGAAAUUUUGUUGCAUGUGAGGAGUCCUUUGAGACGCCUCAGCUUCUGAAGUACUUCGAGAGAAACAAAAAACUUAAGAGGGUAGAUUUUCCAGAGCAUAUUUUUAAUUAUUCCGUAAUCGACAAUAAUUCUCAAGUCUUUUAUGAACUUGAGCUAGAUAGUGACCCCUACAAUACGGGUGAUGAUUCAUACAUUGCUGAUGGAUUCGUCAUGUGUUCAAAUCCUCCAGGUAUUUACAUAACGAAACUAUAAUGUGUCAUAUGUAUUAAAUAAAGAGAUUAGAAGAUACUUACGUAUUUAAUAUA
This is a messenger RNA of Folsomia candida, 1735 nucleotides long. RefSeq lists its product as uncharacterized. Lineage: Eukaryota; Metazoa; Arthropoda; Collembola; Entomobryomorpha; Isotomidae. The transcript is spliced from 3 exons. The record is from RefSeq and is a predicted model, not a curated record. Bases 129 to 1682 code for a protein of 517 amino acids.